GAUCGUGAAAAUGUUGCUUUGUACCUUUUUGUAUGUAGACUUGUUAUCCGGUUUUAUAAAAAUGUUAUCAUUCUUCUUGCAAUUGUGUUUCUUUUUGAAUUCUGAAUUAUUGAAAGAAAAGUCAAAUUCCUAUAUAUUUUCUAAAGAACAAUUACAUCAUGAUUAUUGGUUGAAUUCAAGGACAGGGUGUUGCACCGUGCCAAGACUGCAGCACCAGUCUUCUUGUGAAAUGUUUCAUGAUGUGGGAGAACACAUACAAAGGGAUCUAUGACCAUUGAUCGUCGACCAUCAGAUGACCAGUGCAGGUGAACCCAGUGGUCGACCAUCAGAUGAACAGACCAGUUGAACCCAGUGGUCGGCCAUCAGAUGACCAGUCCAGUUGAACCCAGUGGUCGGCCAUCAGAUGACCAGUCCAGGUGAACCCAGUGGUCGACCAUCAGAUGACCAGUCCAGGUGAACCUAGUAGUCGGCCAUUUGAUCACCAGUCCAGUUAAACCCAGAGGGUGGCCAUCAGACGACCAGUCCAGGUGAACCCAGUGGUCUACCAUCAGAUGCGAACCGGUCCAGUGAGUGCAGAAUCUAUAGCACAAAAUUAUCUAAGAAUUUUCCCAGUUACUCCUACUAAAGGUAGUAUGAACUAAAUAUUUAUUAAACUAAAUAAAGAAUAUACUGGCUUAGAGUUUCAGUGUCACAAGUGUAGGUGGAGAAGGAGCUGGUCGCAGGAGUUUGAGGAAGAAAUUCGUUUCAUUACUCAAGUUCAAAUGCCAUAUUGGCGUUAUUGUUUAUUCUAUUUUACUACCAGAAAAAUAUCGCCUUUUAUUUUUCGUAACCGCAUAUUCCAAAUUGCAUAGUGUACUCCUCCCUCCCCACCCGAGCCCCUCUGUAGGUCUUUGGUACCAAAUGUGUAGUAGAAACAGGAAAGUCUAGGGCCAACAUUAGCAUAAAUCACUGGUGUAGCCCUGGUACUGGGUUAAAGGACCAGUGGAAAUGCGACAUAAUAUUAUCAUGAUCAGUGAGCCCUGCCAAACCAAGAGCCCUGUGAAUCAUAUCCACCCUUCCCUGCUUGAGCCACGGCCAUCCACCUAAAACAAUAGAUUUAAUCUAUAUCUGGCCUUUCCCACUCCAUUUCAGUUCUUCAACUGAUGUCCCCGAUCUGGUGCGUUGAGCUUUUCACAAAAGCCUUGUGAUUGAGGAUGUCACCGCUCUGCCAGCAUCUUGAUCUCAAGCAUAGAGUUGAAUAGAGGGAACAUCUCCUGUGUUUGUCACAAUGGCUUCUGCUACAUUCUAAUAUAGUCAAUUUCUUCGUCUUCAACUACUUCUGUUACUCACCGUCCUAAAACACGUCCAAAAACCAAAGUUGCAGAAUAUAAUGGCAGAAUCGGAUCGUGAACAGGUUUUCUAGCAAGUGUUUGCCCAUUAAACAACUCUAUGGUCCGAGAAUAAUUGUCAACCACAGAUAAAAAAAAAAUAAGCGAGAAAACUCUCUCAGUGUCAAUUUUCCUCACACUAUAUGAGACGUGUUCCCUUCGCUCAGUGAGUACACUUUAAAACAUCUAUCUAUUAUUAUUUGUAUUUAGACAAAAAUAAGUGUCCUCCUUUUUAGACAUAGUGAUGUCACUAGAUAUUUUGUCUUAAGUUUUGUUUGCAGGAACGCAUAAGCAGCUGUAACCACUAGUCUACUCUUGUCCACCCUAACGAUAUGCUGGUGAGGCAUGAAUAGAAAACCUUACUUUCCUGUCUAUCUGUGUACUAGAUUGUGUAUCUUCCCUGGUGGUGCUCUGACAGACCUGUACGGCAAGUCGAUUGCUACUUGUUUCGGGGCUUUUUUGCAGCGUAUUUGUCUUGUUAAUGAGGACAUCCAGUGAAGAGGCUAGGCUAGUAACUGACCAGUUGAAUGGUCUGACAGCCUGAGUAACAUCAGACACUUUGCACAUUGUUUUAUUUGUGUGUCUGUUCUAGACCAUAUGUAGAAUAGGUCUGUGGUAGAUUGAUCAUUUCUCAUCUAUGUAUUUUUACCAUUUAUAAGUUGUAUUCUAAUUAAGAGAUACAAAUAAAACACAUACAGGUCCAAAAUGUAUUGAAGCAACCUCAAUCCAGCUACUGUAUCACUUUAAUUGGACUGCUUUUGGUUCUCUGAAGUCUGCAUCUGCUCAUAUCAUAUGUUGAUUAAGGGCAACUUUACAUUCAGUAGCUACUAGUAAACCACGCCACUGUUCUUUUCUCCGCAAUAACCUUCUGUGGAUUUACCCUGGGUUUGCCAACCAAGCCUAGUUUCAAAAUGGAGCUUGAAUGACCGAGGCGUUUCGCCUUUUUUAACUGUUGUUUCCAUGCACAAAAUAUGAGCACGUAUUAAUACAAUGUUCAUUAACAAAGUAAAUGUGAACAGCCCUCUACAACCUCAAAACAGGGUUCAGACUAUAAUGUUGACAUCAUGCAUUGUCAGUCCUUUCCUCCAUAACUGUGCACAGAAACAGUUUCUAUGGCCGUUUUUUUGUAAUUAGGAUAACGUCGUCAAGAACAUUAUUAUUUGUCUAGAACACCAAGUCUAGAACACCAGAAGGUUCAUAAGCAUUUUAACGCAAAUGAUGAAGAGCAUAUUAAGGGUCUGUAAAAUCGAUUUCAAAUGUAAAUAGAAUUCUGGCUGUUUCAAUUUAGAACUCAGAUGUGCAAGACAACACAUUCAAAAAUAUUCCAGAAAUUUGAAGUCAACCCAAAACACUGACCUGUUUUGACUACAUUGUGUUUUUAUACAUUGUGUUGUAUAAGACAACACUACAUUGUCAUAUACCAUUAACACUAGAUUUUCAUGUUUCUAAGACUGCAGGUAAGGAUACAACAAUGGUGUUGAGAACAACUGGAAGUGUUUUGGUGGUCUUUCUCUGGUCUGUAACAGGUAUGGUCUCUUAUCUUUGUAGUUGCUCUGGUUAACAAAUGUAGUAUUCUCAGAAGACAGUAAUCAUUGUUUAGUUUUUUUGGUCUGGUCUGUUAGCUAUCCAUUUAAACAGUACCAAGCUCCCCUGGUUUAACGCAAUGCCUUCACCUGAUCGUGUAUACAGUAUUAUCAUACAUUAUUAUCAAUAACAAAGUCAAGACCAUAAUAUCAUCAAUAAAUUUCCCCGUAGGCCUCCUUCAAAUGUUUUUUUUGUUGCUACGUCUCUUGAAGACCCAACAAAUCCAUAAUGACAUUCUUAUUAUCUACGUUAACCAUUUUUAUUUUUAAUAGUUGUUGCAGCCCUACACAGAACCAAGUGAGUGAGUCACAUGACGAUUGAAUAGUCUGUAUGAAAUCGAAAACCGUGGUAGGAGCCAUCAACAGUGUCAGCCGACACCUUGCUGACCAAAAAACACUUGAGUUUCCUGUCUAUGUUAAUUUGUAUUUCACACAUCUGUGAGGCACUCAAAUGCUGUUUUUGCAUUUUGACUCAACUCAAAAAGUGCUGCAACAAAAUGUGGACUCAGCUUGCUCUUAGCGAGGGCCAAUAGUGCCUGGCUUAAUGUUGUCACCAUUUGUCUGGCUGUGUUUCAGUGGUACUGGGUCAGGGUGACUGGGGUGUGACCUACUCCACUCAGAGUAUCUGUGCCUUGAAUGGGUCAACAGUGGAGCUGAGCUGCACCUACAAAUAUCCAAGUGGCCAUAAAGUCACAUCAACCUUCUGGUUCACUAGAAAAGAUGCUGAUGGGAAUCUUGUGAACCUGAGUGAUGAUCCAGACUACAGAGGUCGUGUGACGUAUCGUAGUGAUGAGAAGAACAGCCACACCCUGAUAAUCACAGACCUGAGAGAGACCGACUCAGCUCAGUUCAAGUUCAGAUUUAUUACAGAUCAGCCUGAAGGGAAAUGGAUUGGCACAUCUGGAGUCACUCUGUCUGUCACAGUUCUACAGGUUGAGAUGACUCCUGCUACAGUGACUGAGGGACAGAAUGUAACACUGACCUGUAUCACAUCCUGUCCUCUGACUGACAACCCCACCUACAUCUGGUACAAGAACAGACAACGUUUAAACAACAGAAAUACCAGUUCUAACAUACAGAUCCUAAAACUGGUCAGCAGUGAGGACAGAGGCAGAUACUCCUGUGCUGUGGAAGGUCAUGAGGAUUUCUCCUCCCCAGAGCACACUGUCAAUGUCCAAUAUGGCCCAAAAAACACUGCAGUGUCAGUCAGUCCCUCUGGUGAAAUAAUGGAGGGCAGUUCAUUGACUCUGUUCUGCACCAGUGAUGCCAACCCACCUGUGGACAAAUACACCUGGUACAAGAAGACUGUAACCUCACCAAAAGCAUCAGGACAGAGAUAUAGCAUCACUAACAUCAGAUCUGAGGACAGUGGAGAAUAUUACUGUGAGGCUGAGAAUGGAAGAGGAUCUAUGAAUUCUACAGCUCUGAUGAUCACUGUUGCUGGGGAAAAAAUAUUAUUCAUAACUGCAUCUGUAGGAAUCACAGUGGUUGUUCUGCUUAUCAUUCUCUGUCUCUCUGGAUUCAUCUGGUUCAGGAAGAGGUCUUCCAAAUCCACCUCCGAGACGAAGGACAAGGCAGACGAUGGGCUGAAAGACUCUAUGUAUGUGAACCUCUCCAGUAGGAUCAUGAGAUCUUCCACAGCACAGACAAAGACAACAGACACAGUGGAUGAUGGACAUGGAGACUCCAAUCCUAUUUAUAAUAACCUCUGAACAAUGGCUGUGACCCCUACUGCAAAUGGUGACCUGACAUCCCGGUUUUCUCCCAGUUUCUGAUGGUCUGUCCCCAUCACUGCACUAAACUGGCUUGUUCCCUCUGACCAGUUAUCUGCAGGUUUGAUCAGAGACACUUUGAAACCAAAGCAUUUUAGACAUACCCAGUCAGAAAAGUUUUUGUAGGGUGCAGCCACAAUUGAUUGUUUUCCUGUGUCCCGUGUCCCGAGAGCAAGACGUUAACUAGUUAUACUUCUCAUACUAAAUGCCAGAUAGUUGCAGUUCCAUGGAUGCGCUAACCACAUAUUGUAUUUGCAAUCAUAUCUACAUGUAAUCAUUGUAAUGAAUGACAUGAUCUAUUUUCAACUGCACCCGUGCAACCAACUCCAAUGGUCUCACUAAAGUUAGUGAGGCUAGCUAAGCUAAACCUCUUGUUAAACAUACGGCUUUAGCUAAAUUAAUAAAGUUAAAGGUGCCUUAUGCAACUUAACGACCCCUAUUGGCAGUGAGUUGUAUAACUCCAUUAGGCUCUGACAUUGUCAUUAUAACUAUGAGCAUACUGACC
Messenger RNA from Esox lucius (northern pike), 5227 nucleotides. Its product is annotated as Fc receptor-like protein 5. NCBI's taxonomy places the organism in Eukaryota, Metazoa, Chordata, Actinopteri, Esociformes, Esocidae. The transcript is spliced from 7 exons. Gene Ontology annotation, cellular component: membrane. The coding region runs from base 3889 to 4662 and encodes 257 amino acids. Gene Ontology annotation, biological process: cell-cell adhesion. The record is from RefSeq and is a predicted model, not a curated record.